UGUUUUGUACAUAGAAAAAAGAAAAACCCCUUAAUCUCAUCAUAAAUCUCCCUCAUUUAAAGAAUCACUCUGAUCUUUUCCCGGCCUCACCGCAAGCAACCAACCUGUCUCUUGUUGGGAUAUAUAUCUGUAGUUGGCUUAUUGGGAGCACAAACCCAAACACUGUAUCCUUAACCCUAAACUCCAACCCCCCAACCCCAAAUUCCUUUCCCUCGUUUCUCUUUGCUUCUCCCUUGCUAAUUACAGAUGUUUACACCCUGCUUAGAUGGUGUGGUAAUGGCGUAAAAGCGGUGGCCUGACUCUGCCGUUUCCUCAUCUCUUUCUUAAAAGUCUCUCUCGUUGAAAUUUGGGGUAUGGGUCGAGGGAUUUUGGCACCAUAAUGCUGAAUACAUGAAUAUCUGAGGAGGAGGAGGAGGAAGAGAUAAGGGAAACCAACCAUAUAUCCUAGAUAAGCUACGUACUUGCAUCUUCUCUUUUAUGAAAUGCUUCAAGUUGCACACAAAAGCACGGGAAAACAAAUCUAUUAUUAGUUGAACUUUGAGCUUGUUUAGCUUGGAUAAAAUAUCAUAAAAAAGUUUGCUUCUUUUUUUUGUUUUUCAACCAACUACUCCUUAAAUUAUGGAAGUGAGAGGCCAAGAACAUGAUAUUAAAACGCCAGGGUCUUCAGCCUUUGGUCUUCACUCGCCUGGAGUAGAGAGAAGAAAAGAUGGGAACCAUAAUGGUACGGCCGUUCUCACUUGCACUCAAACCCUAGAUCAUGUUCAUCAUCUCCAGAGGCAGCAAUCACUCGGUCAAGGGAGAUCCCCACAUCCGGAUCGAGUCGCUGCCGCCACUGGUGCUGCAGCUGUUGCUCCCAUUUCAGUUGGUUCAAACGCAAAGCCGUCCAACUUCGUCAGAUACCGAGAGUGUCUCAAGAACCAUGCCGCCAGCAUCGGCGGGAAUGUGUACGAUGGCUGCGGCGAGUUCAUGCCUAGUGGUGAAGAAGGAACACUCGAGGCCUUGAAAUGUGCUGCCUGUGACUGUCAUCGCAACUUUCAUCGCAAGGAGGUUGAUGGGGAGACCCAAUUCGGGGCUAAUCCCAGUAGAACUUUGAUGCUUAACCCACUUCAGUUGCCUCCUCCGUUGCCAUCCCCAACCAUGCUGCACCCUCAUCAUAAGUAUUCAAUUCAUACAAGUCCGUCCAGUGCAAUAGUUGCAUCGAUGAAUAACAUGGCGUUCGGAAGCGGCGGUGGCGGUGGGAACGAGUCUUCAAGCGAGGAUCUUAACGUGUUCCAAUCUAACGCCGACGGAGUGCCCCCGCCUCCGCCUUAUGUGUUGUCAAAGAAGAGGUUCCGCACCAAAUUUACGCAGGAGCAGAAGGAUAAGAUGUUGGAGUUAGCCGAGAAAGUGGGUUGGAGGAUCAAUAAACAAGACGAGGAGGAAGUACAGAAGUUUUGUGCUGAGUAUGGGGUGAAAAGGCAGGUAUUCAAGGUUUGGAUGCAUAAUAACAAGAACGUGAAGAAGCCGCCACCGGAGUAAGAGUUGUUAAUUUUCAUGGUUGCUAAACGAGUAGAAUGACAUGUGAGACAUGUAUAUACAAGAGGCAGCCUGGAUUCAUGAGACAACUUGUUAGUGUGAGGAGGGAGCUGGCCUUGAGCUUGAAUGGUUUUGUAUGAUUCUUCACUGUAAACCACGGUUAUAUCUUUGCAUUGAGCACUUAUCUCUUGUAUUAAUUGUUUUCUCUUUAAAUUAUGCUAGUUUCUUUCUCAUUAUUUCUGAAAACAAGGAAAUUUGAAAUGGGGAAAUGAUGGUGUCUCGUUCUUCGUAUUUAA
Gossypium raimondii (Peruvian cotton) is the source of this 1811-nucleotide messenger RNA. RefSeq names its product zinc-finger homeodomain protein 5. NCBI's taxonomy places the organism in Eukaryota, Viridiplantae, Streptophyta, Magnoliopsida, Malvales, Malvaceae. The coding region runs from base 619 to 1518 and encodes 299 amino acids. The transcript is spliced from 2 exons. Gene Ontology annotation, molecular function: DNA-binding transcription factor activity; transcription cis-regulatory region binding. Gene Ontology annotation, biological process: regulation of developmental process; regulation of DNA-templated transcription. Gene Ontology annotation, cellular component: nucleus. The record is from RefSeq and is a predicted model, not a curated record.